Cannabis sativa is the source of this 1464-nucleotide messenger RNA. RefSeq names its product phosphoglucan phosphatase LSF2, chloroplastic. Gene Ontology annotation, cellular component: chloroplast. Gene Ontology annotation, biological process: starch catabolic process; protein dephosphorylation. The record is from RefSeq and is a predicted model, not a curated record. Gene Ontology annotation, molecular function: starch binding; protein tyrosine/serine/threonine phosphatase activity; carbohydrate phosphatase activity. NCBI's taxonomy places the organism in Eukaryota, Viridiplantae, Streptophyta, Magnoliopsida, Rosales, Cannabaceae. Bases 238 to 1104 code for a protein of 288 amino acids. The transcript is spliced from 5 exons.
CAAACUCUAUUAGAAAGAAUAGCGCACGUUCUUUUUUGUUCUUGCCGAAACGAAAAUGGAGAUCACUUUGAGGUUCUUACACGUGUCAUCAUUUAACACCAUAACUGAGUCUGAAAGAAAGGGGGUGCUGUUGGCAAGUGAAAUGUGUUGGAAAUCUACCUGAGCCUUUCUCGUCAAAUCAUUCAUAAAAGGCCAUUAUUUAUUUUUUUCUACUUUAUUCUAGUCAGUUUAGGUGUUAUGAAAAUCAUGGAAGUUGUUGGAAACCGUUGCUUUAGUUCAGUGUUCUUAGCAGGUCCUCUGGAAGAUGUGUUAUUGAACAAUAAGAAGAUUUGUGCUUACAAUCAUGGAAUGGUGUCCAGGCAUUCUUCCAGAUUGAACAAAAUCUCUUGCAAAUUGCCUGAGAAUGAGCUUGGAGAAAACCCCAGAAGCCAGAUCCUUACCAAGUCCAAGAACAAGAUGGAAGAAUACAAUAUAGCCAUGAAGAAGAUGAUGAGGAAUCCUUAUGAGUAUCAUCAUGAUCUGGGCAUGAACUACACACUUAUAGCUGAUAAUUUGAUAGUGGGUUCUCAGCCUCAGAAGCCUGAAGAUAUAGAUCAUCUGAAACAGGAAGAGAAUGUGGCAUACAUCCUAAACUUACAGCAAGACAAGGAUGUAGAAUACUGGGGAAUUGACCUGCCGGCCAUAGUUAAAAGAUGCCAAGAGCUCGGAAUUCGCCAUAUGAGAAGGCCAGCGAGAGAUUUUGAUCCUGAAUCAUUGCGAAACGGUUUGCCUAAAGCUGUUUCAUCAUUGGAAUGGGCCAUUUCAGAAGGAAAGGGAAAAGUGUAUGUUCAUUGCUCCGCGGGACUAGGAAGAGCCCCUGCGGUUGCCAUUGCUUACAUGUUCUGGUUCUGUGGAAUGAAUCUGAACGCAGCAUAUGAGAAACUCACUUCGAAAAGACCAUGUGGUCCAAACAAAGGGGCAAUCCGUGGAGCAACUUAUGAUCUUGCCAAGAAUGAUCCUUGGAAAGAGCCCUUUCAGUCUCUCCCAGAACAUGCCUUUGAGGACAUAGCAGAUUGGGAGAGAAACUUGAUUCAAGAUCGUGUUCGUUCUCUGCGUGGCACUUGAGCUUUUAAGUGGUGAAGGAUCAAUUACAGAAACCAAGUUGGUGAAAUGAAAACUUGUCAUGAUGCAAAGGUUGAGGAAGAAACUUUGGGCAUUAAUGGAUGUAGUAGGACUUGAAGCUAGAACGCUCCUUUAUCUUUCCCUGUUCUAAGCAGAGGAAUUAUACUUAAACUAUGACUGUAAUGUGUAUUCAAUGAUUCACACAACUAAAUUGACUAGGAAACUAAGAAUCGAAUGAAAAGUCAUAGGGGGCAUGGAAUAAAUUUGAUCUGGAGAUUGUAUUCAGGUUUCUUAAAGUUGUAUAAAUGAAAUUUUAUAAGACUUUUUUGAUAUAAAAACUUAAAAAGAGCAAUUUUUAUUGAA